Messenger RNA from Orussus abietinus, 1330 nucleotides. RefSeq names its product protein PELPK1. The record is from RefSeq and is a predicted model, not a curated record. The transcript is spliced from 2 exons. NCBI's taxonomy places the organism in Eukaryota, Metazoa, Arthropoda, Insecta, Hymenoptera, Orussidae. Bases 1 to 1329 code for a protein of 442 amino acids.
AUGCCGGAAAGGUGUCUGUUUGUGCUAACACUGGCAGCUCUCGCCUGGGGGGAGCCAUGGUUUGGGAAACUCGGCAACAUCCAGGGACACCACCUUGUGAACCACAAGCUGGAUUUCACCAAGUCCCACAUCCUGCCAUUGUUUCAGGAGAAAUAUAUUCGUAGAAGCGUGCCAACUCCGUCGAGAGGACCGGUGGGCCAGAUCGACCCUGCGGAGCUCAUCUGGGACUUGCAAGCCCUGAAGAAACCACCGCAACGGGAGAUCAAGCCGCACCCGGUCUAUGGGGUUCCUCAGAAUAGCUUCUGGGAUUUUGGAAGAGUUCAAGCUCAUACCGAGGCAUCUAGGGUGCCUUACCCAAUAUAUGGAUUACCAACUGAGGCCCCAAAAUUUCCUGAACCUCCGGGGGUGGUAACUACCAAGGCACCUAAGGUACCUCACUUUCAGUAUGGCCCACCGACUGAGAUUCCGCAAGUUCCCAGUUUUCCAGUGACUACAGAGCCUCCCAGGGUACCUCAUCCGGAGUAUGGAGUGCCCACGGAAGUGCCAAAAAUUCCUGAGCCUCCAAAAUUGCCGAUAACUACCGAGGCACCUAGGGUACCUCACCUUGAGUAUGGACCACCUACUAAGGUUCCAGAGAUUCCUGAAAUACCCGUUGUCCCUGAGGCUCCGUACCCACCAGAGGUUCCCGAGGAACCGAAGCAGCCUCAUAUCGAGUAUGGACCGCCGAAAGAACUUCCAAAAAUUCCUGAGCCGCCUGUGCUUCCAGAAGCACCUUACCCACCAGUGACUCCUCAAGUACCGAAACAGCCUCACACCGUGUACGGGCCGCCAAUUGAACUUCCGAAAAUUCCAGAGGUUCCAGUGCACCCGGAAGCACCUUACCCACCAGAACUUCCUGAAGAACCGAAGCAGCCUCAAACCGAGUACGGCCCACCAAUUGAACUUCCAAAAAUUCCCGAUCCACCGAUGCUUCCAGGAGGUCUUUACCCACCAGCAAUUUCUGAAAGUCCGCUUGCACCAGAAGCACCUUACCCAGCAGAAGUUUCCGAAGAACCGAAACAGCCUCAAACCGAGUACGGGCCACCAAUUGAACUCCCAAAAAUUCCCGAUCCACCUACGCUUCCAGGAGCCCCUUACGCCCCCGAAUCCGAAGACGACUCCGUAAUUCUCGAAAUUCUUCACCAAUUCGACGAUUCCGUAAACGUGCCAAAAUUGCCGGACACCUUUCAAGUCUUCGACAUCCCUGAAGCAGAGGUAUUACCAGCAAGGACCUCCCCUGGGAAAAAAUUCCGAUCCUUCGAGUCGCUACCGACACUCCUACGACGAUAGC